CACAAAUGCCUCUUCAUGGCAUCCCUGUUCCUUCUUAACCAAACCGCUGGUGGGAGGACCUCGCCAUUCGCUUGCUCAGCCGCCUCUUUUUUGCGCGGACCCGUGGAGCAGAGGGUCUCUCGGCUUUCAGCUGUCCCCCAUCCCCCCCAUCGCUGUGGGGCUGCCGGAGCCGGGGCGAAGGGACCCUUUCAGAGUGAUGACCUUAGGAACUUGUCCCUCUCCGGCCACGUGGGCUUCGACAGCCUCCCUGAUCAGCUGGUCAACAAGUCAACAUCUCAGGGCUUCUGCUUCAAUAUCCUCUGUGUGGGUGAAACUGGCAUCGGCAAGUCAACGUUGAUGGACACUCUCUUCAAUACCAAGUUUGAAAGUGAACCUGCGACGCACAACGAGCCUGGUGUGAGGUUGAAAGCCAGGAGUUACGAGCUCCAGGAGAGUAAUGUCCGUCUGAAGCUGACUAUUGUUGACACAGUUGGAUUUGGUGAUCAGAUUAAUAAAGAUGACAGCUACAAGCCUAUCGUAGAAUAUAUCGAUGCGCAGUUUGAAGCUUACUUGCAAGAAGAGCUGAAGAUCAAACGAUCCCUGUUCAAUUACCACGACACCAGAAUUCACGCCUGCCUGUAUUUCAUUGCGCCCACUGGACACUCAUUGAAGUCCCUAGACUUGGUCACCAUGAAGAAGCUCGACAGUAAGGUGAACAUCAUCCCCAUCAUUGCCAAGGCUGACACCAUUGCAAAAAACGAGUUGCACAAGUUCAAGAGUAAAAUCAUGAGUGAGCUGGUCAGCAACGGUGUCCAGAUCUACCAGUUCCCAACGGAUGAAGAGACGGUGGCUGAGAUAAAUGCCACGAUGAGUGUCCACCUUCCUUUUGCUGUAGUUGGCAGCACUGAAGAAGUGAAGAUUGGGAAUAAGAUGGCAAAAGCCAGGCAGUACCCCUGGGGUGUUGUGCAGGUUGAAAAUGAAAAUCAUUGUGACUUUGUGAAGCUGCGUGAGAUGCUGAUCCGAGUGAACAUGGAGGACUUGAGAGAGCAGACGCACACCCGACACUACGAGCUGUAUCGGCGCUGCAAACUGGAAGAGAUGGGAUUCAAGGACACAGAUCCAGACAGCAAGCCUUUCAGCCUCCAAGAGACUUACGAAGCAAAGAGGAACGAAUUCCUGGGUGAGCUCCAGAAGAAGGAGGAUGAAAUGAGGCAGAUGUUUGUCAUGCGAGUGAAGGAGAAGGAAGCAGAGUUGAAGGAAGCGGAGAAAGAUCUUCAUGAAAAGUUUGACCAUCUAAAGAGGACUCACCAAGAAGAGAAGAAAAAAGUGGAAGACAAAAAGAAGGAACUUGAGGAAGAGCUGAACAGCUUUCAAAAGAAGAAGGCAGCAGCUCAGCUAUUACAGUCACAGGCCCAGCAGGCGGGUUCUCAACAAACCAAGAAAGACAAGGACAAGAAAAAUGCAAGCUUCACAUAAAGCCUGUCAAGCCAAGGAUGUUCCUGCAUUCACCUGCUUUUGCAGUAAUGUGUCUCUGCCAUCUGUUUUCUUUCUUUUAUCUUUUUUCUUUUUUUUUUUCUUCAUUUUUUAACAUGAAUAACUAUUAACUCAUCUAAUAACAUAGUGGGAACAAGAAGGAAGAAGGAUUGGGUACAGGACUGUAUGCAACUGGAUGUUCAGGUGUGGGUGGAGGGGCAAAGUAACGAUACCAUAUAUUCUUCUUGUCAAAACCAGCAGCAGCAAAUCAUUCUUGGCCCCAAAUUGGAACUGAGAGUCAGGGCUGGACAUCAGCAGCUCAGGUGAUCAUCACUGACUGGGUCAGGUCCUCAGUGUUGCUGGCAUACCCGGCUCUUGGAGGGCUGGCUGCAGCAGCCCUGGGCUGAAGGGGGUCCCUGGCUCUGCAGAAACCAGCCGCAGGGAAUUACUGGCUCAUAGCCCUGUCCCUGGUGUGGCUAAACCCUGAAGUUUAGUCCGACCCUAUUCCUUCAAUAGCUAAUGUGUCACAGCAAUUAUGAGUCCCGCUGUUGGGGGAGAGGGAGGGGGGGGUAUGUGUGUGUAGAUAACCAAAGUUUAACUGACCUUGCAUGCCAUUACAUUUGCAUGAUUUUUUUUUAUUAGUUCCUGUUUUUGUUGUCUGACUUGAUCAUAGUAGUUGGCUUGGAUUUAUUGUCAUGUGCUGGCAUAUUUUCACAGCCACCCUUCCAGUUCAGUGUAGUAGCUACCUGCUGAAUGCUGCGGUGGGAACCGAGCGGCACUGCAGGUGCCUGGGAGGACCGUACCUUAUUACUGCUUUCCAUGGGUUACUUGCCUGACCGUAACCUUUGAAACCUCACUUCAAAUAGUACCUGGUUUCCAAUGCGUGUGAUCUUAGGAAGACUUAGCAGUCCUUGUGGAAUCAAAUGCCUGGGUAAGGGGGAAGGCAUAGCCUUCAGCAUCCUCUUAGAGCCUUCAGGAGGGACACGGUUUAGUGAUGGCAGUGCUGGGUUAACGGUUGGACUUGGUGAUCUUAAAGGUCUUUUCCAACCUAAAUGAUUCUAUGAUUCUAGAAGGAUUCCUGCAUGCACUUAAAUACAGACUUGCAAAGCUGUGGGAUCCAGAAUUUCAUGUCACGGGAGAGAAGGUGCCUAGACGUACAUUCCCUACACUCCCCACCAGCCCUCCUGCGCCAGGGACAACGUCCCAUUCAGAUGUCCCUUGAAUGUGCAAAGGGGACUUACCAUCAGCUAGGCCUCGCUGCGUGGCCAGCACGGGUGAAUAUUGGUCUGUUUAAUGUGUAUUUUCUAUGCUAUUGCUUUUCGGACAGGCUCUUUCCCUUCCUUCCCAAGAAGUGGCGAGCCAUGCUUACUCUAUGACUUCUGGAUUUCUUUCUCUUCUGCUGAUGUACAGCCAGCAUUUCCACUGCUCCUAGCUAGGUAGUCUCCUGUUUCUUUCCUUAAAGCACUCUUAAACUCUUUCCACUUAAGUCUUGCACACUGCAGUUCUUUGCUUGUUUCUGGGAUGGAAUUUCUUGCCUCUCUGGGAGGGGAAAAAAAAAAAAGGCAGAAUUACCACCUUUUUUGGAGUGCUGGACUGUGAAAUGUGUUUGGAGGUUGGCCUUUGGGUUGUUUUGCUUUUUAACCUUCACUGCUUAAACAUGGCUUUGGGAAGAGGACAUCUAAAUACAGUGUCUUAGACAGACAGCAAAAAUUGAUUGAAGAUGAAUAAGCUGGAAAUGAAACAGUUGAGACUUUUCCUUUUUCUCUUCUGUUUUUUUUUUUUUUUUCAUGUGUUUGUUUUUUGGGUGUGGUUUUGGGGUGUGGUUUUUUUACCUGGUCUUAUUAAUCAUGAUGCAUUUUUUGUCAAGUUCAAUAGGUUUGCUAGGGAGUUGUUUGGAAAAAUGAAACUAUGGUUCUGUGUCUUCUGGCAAAUCAAGCUUUAAAAUCUUGAGUUAUCAAGGAAUAAGUUUGGAUUUUGUCAGGUUUUUUUACAGUGGCAUCAUAUGCACAUCACUGAAUACCUGUGUUGGUAUGCUGUGCUUCAGCUGUCUCUGUGCAUGUCCUCUUUUUAAUUACCGACAUUUUGUGCCAAGUAGAAAACUAAUUUUAACGUUUAUUUGUCCUGCUUCAUUUAACAGCCCUUCAAGGGACGUUUGGCAGGGGAAAUCAGCUAUGUCUAGCUAUACAUAUUUUUUAUUAUUAUUUUUUUAACAGAAAGCUGUGGCCAAGUGUGUUAAUGUAUUUUUGGUUGAGUUUCUUUCUCCAGCCAAAAGUAAGCUGUUUUGGAGAAACUGGGAAUAAACUGUGAACUUGCAGAAGUUAAAGGUACUGGUUUGGGUUUUUUGCCAAGGAGAUGUUAAUGACUUUUUUUUUUUUUUUUUUCCCCUUAAACUCCCAGGCCAUGUUUAGCUUGUUACUGCUGCACUUCUUUCUUUACUUAUGCCUUUUUUCACAGUAGCACCUGAUUCUGCAUGGAGCAAAUCAUACACUCACAUCUAGUUGGAUGUGCUUUUACCUUUGCAUGUAAGUACAGGAGUAAAAGACUCACCCUUUCUGCUUCACUACUGAUAUGAAACCAGGUGUGUUUUUUCUAGGGGGUGUGUCUUUAAGUCCGCUUCCUUACAAGUGGCAUGGUUAAAACUACUUUAAAACUUUCUGCAAUAAUCUGCUUUUGCCAAGAUGUUGGAAAGAAGCCGUAGGGAACAUGCCUUCCAGCUUCUGUUGGAUGCCUAAAGCAAUGCUGCGCAGCUUCUCUGCGUGCUUGAAGCUACCAGGCCAGCUGGUGGAACUGUGGGAGGCAGUUGCAUGGGCAGGAGCCUGGCUUGAGAGGCACUGCAGCCUUUAAUGUGCAUUAGGCAGUGAUGGUAACUAGCUGAUAAUGCCGAAUGUUCCUGACAAGGGGAUUUCAAACCUUAGGAUAAUAAAAAGGACCAGGAAAGCACACUAAAAUGUGUGUUUCUGGGAUGAUGGUGUUCCCAGGGCAUGGAGCGAACCCUCAGAAUGGGAAAACAUGCAAAAUCCAGGUCGCUGAGAGGGGCCGCGAUAGCUCUGUAGAGGUGGGCACGCGUGUGUCUGGCAGUCGGCCAAAAAGGCAGAGGUGAACAAGGGUUUGCUCCCCUAAAACCUCACUGGGGUUGCACUGUUCCUGUCCAGGAGGGCAGUAAGUAGGAAGGUGCCCUUUGAGCUCACAGGCGUUCCAUGCACCAUCACCUUGCAUCUCCUGCAGCGUGUGGUGCUGCCAGGGAGGGGGGGAACAGUGACGGACACCCACCCUGGGCUCCCCGCCAGCCCGAAAACUGCAGCUGGUGUCACCCCCUCUGUGUGCUUUUGACAGCUUGACAUCCUGUCGAGGAGAUUUGGAUUUCUGUGUCUCUCUUCCAGCGUGUCUUUAUUUAACAUGACCAGUGUUUCUCCAGGUAGCUCUCAUUCAGCUUCUCCUAAAACGUCCAAGUGAAAAUGGAAAUGUCUUUUUGUUUGUGAUCAUAUCAGAUAAUGUCCAUUUGAAUCCAGUUACCGUUUGCCCUUCUAAGGUGUUAGAAGAGCCGCGUGUUUGUCUCUUCUCCAAGGACCCUGGUUGCAUUUGCAGUGUAUAAUAUCCAUGAUGCUCUCAUCAGCCUGUAUCAGCAUGGAACUAUACAAAUAUGAAGGGGUUUUUUUAAUUAACAGAAAAUAAAGCUGUGAACAGCGGUAGAAAUAUUGUAUUUGUAUACAUUUUUAAUAUCCCGAUUGCCUUAAACUAUAGAUGUAGAACUUUAUUACCUUGCUAUUUGAAAAUAACCUGUGUUUGUAACUAAAUAAUUGUUUAACCUACAUACAGUGUUAAUGCAAAUUAUAUGUAUGCAUCUGUUAGAUAUUGUCACUUUAUUUGAUGUUAAAAUAUUUCAGUUUUUGAACUACAAAUUGAAUAAUAACCUUGUAGCUAAACUCAGUCGUUUCUUGUAUAUGCUUUAGGUUAUAUACGCAAAUAGUGCCAACACUUGAAGUGGGGAGAGGAAAUAUAUUUUUACCCAAAUG
Molecule: messenger RNA, 5465 nt
Organism: Falco peregrinus (peregrine falcon)
Lineage: Eukaryota; Metazoa; Chordata; Aves; Falconiformes; Falconidae
Gene: SEPTIN11
Product: septin 11
Exons: 10
Coding region: 16-1455 (479 amino acids)
Biological process (GO): cytoskeleton-dependent cytokinesis
Cellular component (GO): septin ring; septin complex; microtubule cytoskeleton
Molecular function (GO): molecular adaptor activity; GTP binding; GTPase activity
Source: RefSeq, a predicted model, not a curated record